AUGUAUGACAUGCAAGCAUUUACGCCUGAGCUGGUAGUAUCUUUGAUUCUUGCCGUCUGUUCUGAGUUCCCUCCUUCCCCCGUCCUUAAUGAUCUUCUUGAGACAAAGAAUAAGAAUCUUUGGACUCAAUCUAGUUUAAAGCCCUUCUAUAUCCUCUUUGCUCGAUGGCCCCAACUGCGCCAUUGUCUCUCUAUGGCGUCACGCCGUUCAGCCUGGUCUCGCGUGUUUAUCCAUACCAGCAUGCUGGGUCUUGGAGGAUAUGCCGUUCUCGCAUUUCAGUCCGACAGAUAUGGCAGCGGCAUACACCAGGACGAGGUAUCAAAAGAGGAUCUCCAAAAAUAUGCCCAGCUCGCAAACGCUACUCAGAUCUACUAUGGACCCUUGAUCUUCAUCACAAAGUUGUCGAUUCUCCUUCUUUAUCUGAGGGCAUUCGCCCCUGCCCGCCGGAGCAAAACAGGUUUCUGCAUACACUCCCUGCUAUGGUUUAACCUGUUGUUUUAUCUGGCCGAUACAUUUGUUAAGAUCUUCGAAUGCACGCCGAGGGAGAAGAUCUGGAAGCCCGAUAUCCCCGGCCAUUGCACUAACAUUAAGAUCACAUUCUUUGUGGCCUCGGUGAUCAAUGUGUUCUCUGACGUGGUGAUCCUGCUGCUACCAAUGAUCUGCGUAUCACGUUUGCAGAUGCGAAGAGCAAAAAAGGUGGGUAUUUGUAUUGUAUUCGCGGCUGGCAUUUUUGGUUGUGUGUCGAGUGUCAUGCGCGUUGUUGUCAGCAUCAAGAAUAGCCAUGCCGUAGACAAAACCUAUGACUGGUUUCCAGAGUUCCUAUGGACUACGGCAGAAGUAGCUUCGGGCAUUGUGGCUAGUUGUCUUCCUGCUCUACCCUCCUUUCUUAGGCACUUCUUUCAGAAAGCAAGUUCCCGGUUUUCAAAGACUACUGCAAGGGGUGCAGGUGCGAAAGGAAACAACGCUGGGAUCUUCCCGCGGGAUAGCGUGGGAGUUCGUCGGCCUCUGCAACGCAGAACCUGGGAAUUGGAUGUCAUUCGACAGACCACCAAGCCCAAAUCUUCUGGGAACUGCUUCAUAGAAAAGGAGGAUCAGGGGGAUAAUACAAGGCUUUUUGGAAACGACACUAAACGAAAUGAAAUCGUGGACUUGGGAGCUGAGCUGGGACAGUCUCCCGAUCAGAAGGGUAUCUUGAAGACGCAACCUCCGUCGACAACCCCAGCACCUACCGUCGAGAUGGCCGCUGAACGUUCCGGAAUCGUGGUUGGCCUUAACAAGGGUCACAAAACCACCCCCCUCAACUCCCAGAAGACCAAGAUCAGCCGUACCAAGGGCCACCUGUCCAAGCGUACUGCUUUCGUCCGGGACAUCGCCCGUGAGGUUGCUGGCCUUGCCCCCUACGAGCGCCGUGUCAUCGAACUUCUGAGAAACGCUCAGGACAAGCGCGCCCGCAAGCUCGCCAAGAAGAGGCUCGGUACCUUCACCCGCGGCAAGCGCAAGGUCGAGGACAUGCAGCGUGUCAUCGCCGAGUCCCGUCGUGCUGCUGGUCACUAA
This is a messenger RNA of Penicilliopsis zonata CBS 506.65, 1554 nucleotides long. RefSeq lists its product as hypothetical. The record is from RefSeq and is a predicted model, not a curated record. Gene Ontology annotation, biological process: translation. Bases 1 to 1554 code for a protein of 517 amino acids. Gene Ontology annotation, cellular component: ribosome. The transcript has 8 exons. NCBI's taxonomy places the organism in Eukaryota, Fungi, Ascomycota, Eurotiomycetes, Eurotiales, Aspergillaceae. Gene Ontology annotation, molecular function: structural constituent of ribosome.